AUGGCAAUCACCCAGUUUGAAUGGAGCGAAGCCACCCAGGGUCUCAUCCUGUCCGGGUUCUACUACGGCUACGUGCUAACCCACAUCCCUGGGGGCAUGCUGGCGGAGAAGUAUGGGGGCAAGUGGGUGCUCGGGCUGGGUCUCUUCAUCACCGCUGUAUGCACGCUGGUGACCCCCAUAGUCGUGGAGUGGGGCGGGGCGAUGGCGCUCUUCGCUUUACGAGUGUUUGAAGGUCUUGGGGAGGGUCCAUCGAUGCCUGGCCUGAUGUGUAUGAUAUCGCGAUGGGGCCCGAAAACAGAGCGAGCAAGGAUCGGUUCCAUAGUCUUUGGUGGAGCACAAAUAGGAAACAUUGCCGGUUCAUACUUAUCUGGCAUUAUUAUGCAUGAUGGAAAAUGGCAAGACGUCUUCUACUUCUUUGGCGCUUUGGGUGUGAUCUGGUUCGUCCUCUGGAUCUUCCUGUGCUACAGUACUCCAAACACCCAUCCUUUCAUUUCCGAUGAAGAGAAGAAGUACCUGAACGCGAAUGUGGACUCCCUGAUCCACACCAACAAGCAGAAGCUGGACCCCGUGCCGUGGAAGGCACUGCUGCGGUCGGUGCCCCUGUGGGCCCUCAUCAUUGCUGGUAUUGGCCACGACUGGGGCUACUUCACCAUGGUGACCGACUUACCGAAAUACAUGACAGAUGUGCUUAAAUUCAACAUCAAGACCGCUGGCAUCCUCAACGCUCUCCCCUACAUCGCCAUGUGGAUAUCCUGCUUCUUCUUCGGAACUAUUUGUGACUUCUGCGUCAAACGCGGCUGGCACAGCAUUCCUACUGCAAGGAAAAUUUACACUACUAUUGCGGCAACCGGCCCUGGCAUAUGCAUCAUCAUGGCGUCCUACUCCGGCUGCGACACCACGCUCGCCACCGUCUGGUUCAUCGCGGCCAUGACCCUCAUGGGGGCCUACUACAGCGGCAUGAAGAUCAACGCUCUUGACAUCACCCCCAACUACGCCGGCACCACCACCGCCAUGGUCAACGGAAUCGCCGCCAUAUCUGGCAUUAUUACGCCGUAUCUGGUCGGGAUUUUAACGCCUGAAUCAACGUUGAAACAAUGGCGUGUAGCCUUCUGGGUGUGCCUAGCAGUUUUAGUAGUGACCAACGUCAUCUACAUCAUCUGGGCGCAGGGCGAGCAGCUCUGGUGGGACGACGUCAAGACGCACGGCUACCCCGCCGGCUGGAAGCAUGGACCUCUCACAAUGAGGGAAGUCGACGCAGAAGACACGAAGAAAGAGGUGGAGGAACAGAAAGACAAACUUUUGUUUGUCUCGAAUAUGGUAUUGAGAGGAUGGCGUUUGGUGUUAAAUCGAGUGAUAUUUAUACCCCAGCGCUAUGUGCUGGGUAUUAUGGGUCUAUUUGCUUUGGCAAACUCAUUUACUAUGAGAGUGUGUCUCAGCAUGACCAUCACUCAGAUGGUGACCAAAACAGCUCCAUCUGAACACAUAAUUGGCGAAGUGUGUCCCGACUAUGACCAGGAGACGAAUGUAACAGAAGAUACAACGCCUUAUAACAGCAGUUCAGUUUUUGUGGUACGAGAACGCUACGACUGGGACGAGGCGACGCAGGGCUUGCUGCUCAGUGCCUUCUACUACGGCUACGUCAUCACGCACCUGCCCGGGGGUAUACUGGCUGAGAAGUUCGGGGGCAAGUGGACUUUAGGGCUAGGGCUUCUCGUGACGUCCGUAGCCACAGCUCUGACGCCGCUGGCGGUGUACCUCGGUGGUGCUGUCGGGCUCUUCAUCAUUAGAGUUAUUGAAGGGCUUGGGGAGGGAACAGUAACACCGGCCUUCGUACUGUUGCUAGCGCGAUGGGUUCCCGCUUCCGAAAGAUCUCGCUUUGGAGCCAUGAUAUUCGGAGGCGCCCAAGUGGGUAAUAUCUUCGGACCCUACCUGUCUGGCCUCAUCAUGGCUGAUGGAGGGGAUUGGCACAAUGUCUUCUACUUUUUUGGUGGCUUAGGCGUCAUCUGGUUCUUGUUUUGGACAGUGUUAUGCUACAGUACGCCUAAUAUCCACCCGUUCAUAUCUGAUGAGGAGAAGAAGUUUCUGAACGACUCCAUAUCCGCUUCCGGUCUGCACAAGAAACUGAACCCAGUGCCGUUCAAGGCAUUGUUGAGAUCAAAAGCUCUUUGGGCUCUUAUGCUAGCAGCAGUAGGACACGACUGGGGAUACUUCACAAUGAUAACCGAUUUGCCGAAAUACUUCUCAGAUGUUCUAAAAUUUAACAUCAAGGAAACAGGAUUGAUGUCAGCAUUGCCAUACGUCGCCAUGUACAUUUGCAGUUUUACAUUCGCAUCAAUUUGCGACUAUUGUAUCCACAAGAAAUGGCACACCAUCGGCACAGGAAGGAAGAUAUACACUACUAUUUCUGCAACCAUACCAGCUUUAUUCAUGAUGCUGGCGUCCUAUUCUGGUUGCGACCGCAUCGCGGCGGUGGCCUACUUCAUAGUGUCGAUGGCAUUCAUGGGUGGAUUCUACAGUAGUGUGAAGAUAAACCCGAUGGAUAUAGCGCCGAACUAUGCUGGGACGUGCUCCGCGUUCUCGAACGGCCUCGCCGCGGUGUCCGGAAUCAUCACCCCGUAUUUGGUCGGCCUUUUGACGCCCGAUCAAAGCAUACAUCAAUGGCGGAUCGCGUUCUGGCUGAUAUUCGGUGUUCUCAUUGGGACCAACCUCAUCUACGUGAUCUGGGGCUCCGGUGAGCCCGAGUGGUGGGACGACGUGGACAAAUACGGCUACCCACCGGACUGGAAGCACGGACCCUUGAAGAAACGGAGGGAAGACUUCGAAAAAAAAGUCGUCUAUCCAAAGCAUGACCAUUCGCCUAUUACUGCUGACUGAUUCACAUAUAAAGUAUAAACUAAAA
Molecule: messenger RNA, 2899 nt
Organism: Plutella xylostella (diamondback moth)
Lineage: Eukaryota; Metazoa; Arthropoda; Insecta; Lepidoptera; Plutellidae
Product: putative inorganic phosphate cotransporter
Biological process (GO): monoatomic anion transport; transmembrane transport
Cellular component (GO): membrane
Molecular function (GO): transmembrane transporter activity
Source: RefSeq, a predicted model, not a curated record